CGCCUGACAUAAGCCGCACAUGUUCCCCUUGAUGAAAGCUCUUUUCAACAUCAACGGACCUCCACAGGUUGCCAGCAAGUUCAGCGCCUUCCGCUUUUCUUGUUUUUCGUCGCAAGAGACAUGUCACAGCAGCCACCACCGACAGUGAUGCCACAGAAUAUGCUCCCUCCUGGUGAAGCGGAGCUCGCUCAAGCCAACUCCUACUAUCCCCAGGAACCUGCAGACCUUACGGGCGGUCUUCCUAUCAACCUCGACUCUCUGCGUGAUGGUCCACCAGGAAGCAAACCAUUUUAUCCAUAUUCCACGCUUAUUCGGUAUGCCAUAAAGGGUUCUCCAAAUCAAAAGCUACUCCUCGAAGACAUUUACUACGCCAUCGAGUCCCGCUUUCCUUAUUUCAGGAAUGCCCCAUCUGGUUGGAAGAACUCAGUACGACACAAUCUUUCACUCAACCCAUGCUUUGAGAAAGUGCCGCGUCCCCUCACUGACCGGGGAAAAGGCUCGUAUUGGACUGUCAAUGAUAACGUUGACCCGAGAACGGGUGUCCAUCGAGUGAGGAAGAAGAAGCCGAAGGGCGCAAAGGGUCGGCAGUCAGAGGAGGAUCAGGAUGUGGAUUAUCAUCCUGAAGCAUUCAACGACCCUAAUGCACAAUUUGUGCCACCGCCGCCUAUGCAUCCUGACGAAGCAGGUCCCAGUCGACAAGCGCCGUAUCCGCCUUAUCCUCCCACGUUUGAUCCCAACUUCCAGAUGAUGCCUCCCCCACCUCCCGGCCUUCGUUUCCCUCCUGUGCCCAUAGAUGAUCUGGAAGUAGACGAGAGUGGGAACAUUUUAUGGCGUUUGUCCUUGAUGAAGGAGCUUGCGCAUUUGCAACAAAUUUCGUCAGAGAAGGACAUGGGCGAAGAUUGGUACCGCGUGAUGCUCUUGCGUAUGCGUGGAGCUGUCAUGGCACCACCACCUACAUACCAUGAUGGUAUGCACCCUCCGCCCGGGAUGCCGCCUCCACCUCCGCCCAAUGCAGAGUUGCAGCAGUGAAUGUUUUAACUCUGUCCCAACAUUAAUAAUGGUCUUGAGUGGACAGCAUUUUGAAUUCAUUCUACUACAGCAUGUUGUCUGUAUGUCAUUUCUGUAUCCCCAAUGGACUUUUUGGCCCAACGCGCGAGGAUGCGCGAUUGAAUCUGAUAGUAUGUAAGUAGCAAUUUUAUGUGAUUGACUUCC
Molecule: messenger RNA, 1212 nt
Organism: Suillus clintonianus
Lineage: Eukaryota; Fungi; Basidiomycota; Agaricomycetes; Boletales; Suillaceae
Exons: 6
Coding region: 121-1029 (302 amino acids)
Biological process (GO): regulation of transcription by RNA polymerase II
Cellular component (GO): nucleus
Molecular function (GO): DNA-binding transcription factor activity, RNA polymerase II-specific; RNA polymerase II cis-regulatory region sequence-specific DNA binding
Source: RefSeq, a predicted model, not a curated record